CUAUAAAAUCUACUAAAAUAAAUCUCGUACCAGAAUAAAUGAUUUUACAAUAUGUAGAUAAUUUAAACUGUGUUAUUAUUUAUUUAUUUUUUUUUUUUUUAACUGUGUUAUUAUGCUUUUAGCUAAUUAUUUCACGAAUUUUAUUAUAAAAAAAAAAAAGAGAGAAAAAGUCAGUGCAAAGAGGGAUCUUUUGUAUGCAUUUUGUUUAUUUUAAACUCUGGAAUAUAAACUACACAAAAAGAUUCUAGUUUGAAAAUAUUAAAAGUUUAUAAUAUCAUACUGCUUUCAAAGUUAUAUAACUUGCGGAAUGUCGGUAGCUUGGAAACUAAAUUUAUAUGCAUAAAAAGUUGUGAAACAUAUUCAAAUUCAGAUAUUGCAAAUAUUCGAAAAAGGAUAUACAUACUUUGGUUAUCUUUUAAUUCGUUUUGGAGAACACUUUAUAUCGGAUAAUAUAGUGUUUUAUGGCCGACCAUUGGGAGAGAAGAAUUGAAAGUAAUUGAACAGAUGGGCGAUAAUUUUCCAAGCUCUUGACAAAAGACAAUGAGACGUUAUUUACGAUGAUAUUCAAGUGUACGACAUCUUCACAUAUUGUUUACCUGCGUUUUUAACCAAUCAUAAAGAUAAGGAAUGGGAAACUAAAUUGUCAAUGGCGAGGACAACAUUCAGGGACACUUUAGUAGGAAGUUUUUAUCGGUAACGCUGAGACAUUGAGCAGAACAAAUACGGACCAAAUGUAGAACAAUUACAGAACAGUUGCAGAACAAUGAUUUGUUACUUCGUAAUAUUCUAAGGAGAGACUACUAUACCAUGUGGGGAAUGUGGCGAGAUUUUCAAGGACCCGAUGUCCCUCCACAAACACCAGUUGUUCUCUUGCAACAACUCUAGAUCCGACUUCGGACCUAACUACAAUCUGUCUGGAGAUGAUGCAAAAAGUUUGGAUGGACGGUAUUCUCCAAUGGCACCAAACGAGAGAGACACACCAGAGCAUAUUGAAGGUGGAGACUUCAAAUGCGAGGAAUGUCCGAGAAGUUUUUCCCUAAAGUCAAAUCUUGCACGUCAUCAAAUUGUUCAUGAGUCAGGGAGGCGUUUCGCUUGUGAGCACUGCGAUCGUCAUUUCACAGACCCGUCAAAUCUGCAACGGCAUAUUCGAUCUCAGCAUCAUGGUGCCAGGUGCCACGCUUGUACAGAGUGCGGCAAAACAUUUGCAACAUCAUCCGGACUGAAGCAGCAUCAGCAUAUACACUCUAGUGUAAAACCGUUUCAGUGUGAGGUUUGUCUAAAGGCGUACACACAGUUUUCCAAUCUUUGCCGACACAAGAGAAUGCAUGCUGAUUGCCGACAACAGAUUAAAUGUAACGACUGUGGCCAGGCUUUCUCGACGAUUACAUCUCUGAGUAAACACAAACGUUUCUGCGAAGGUGCAUUGAGAAAUGGAAUGAGGCUUGGUGGAUUCUGUGCUGAAACAAAAAUCCCCCAAUCUACAGGUCUGUUGGGUGCAAGCCAAAGUACACCAUUUUCUCCUGCAAUGAUGAUGGGCUUAUAUGGUAGCCGCCCUGCAUUUCCAUUCUAUCCACCUGCUUUAGGUAAUCUGUCGAUGUUUCCUGCUGGACAUCCAUUGGCAGCUUUAACAGCGCUAUCGCCCAGCAGUCUGAGGUCACCUGGAUUACCUCCCAUGACUCCAGAGAAACAAGACUUGAGCCCAGCUGAGAAAUAUGAAAAACGGGCACCAGAGGGCAGUGAUGGAGGGUCAGAGCUAAAUUCUGGUAGUGAUUUAGACAAUAUUCCCUCCGAUUCAGAGAGUGAAAAGAGUAUCGGUGUCUCCCAGCACUCUUUGGAUACAAAAACCCACACUGUGUCUGUAACUGUUCCAAAACCAUCAGCUUUCAUCCCACAGUCGAUGACAUCACAAAUUACUAACAUUUCACCACGAGCCUUUAUUCCACCAAAAAAGAGCCCAUCACCAGCACAAGACAUGAAGCCUGAUUCUUCUGAACAACCAUUUGAUUUAUCCAAACCUGUGGAUGAUGAUUAUGUAACUCCGCCUAAACAUAAUUCAGCUCCUAAACAGAUUGGAAAGAACGAGGGAGAACUUCCCCUGGAUCUCAGUCAAACCAAAGAAAUAACGCCACCAGAAGCACCAAGGAAAACACAUGUUUUUGGUGAAGUGAAAACACCAGUGACACAAGAGCCACGUCUUCAUUAUGCAUACCCACAAUUCCCUAAGCAGCUAAUGAUGGAACAAGCAUUACGUAUGGCUGAGCAGAAAGAAAAAUCACCCGCUGAGUCUAACAGUUUCCUUAGGUACCCACGUUUUCCAUUCGCAAGUCCGCCACAGUACCCAGUCGGAAUAAACCCAUUCAGUUUUAUCAGUCAGGCAUCUCCAAAAUCGGUUACAUCAGCUUCAUCUAUUUCAUCAAUGUCGCCUCAAGGAAAGUCAUUUCCUGAGUUUGGUGGAUCGCCUUCCCAGAUUGGACAGUUCUCAACACCUAAUAAACUGAAAGAUCGCUAUAGCUGCAAAUUCUGCGGAAAGGUCUUUCCACGAAGCGCAAACUUGACCCGUCACUUGAGGACACAUACUGGCGAACAACCUUACAAAUGUAAGUACUGCGAAAGAUCGUUCUCGAUCUCAUCAAAUCUCCAGCGCCAUGUUCGAAAUAUCCACAACAAAGAGAAACCAUUCAGAUGUCCGUUGUGUGAUCGUUGCUUCGGUCAGCAGACCAAUCUUGACCGUCAUUUGAAGAAACAUGAAACCGAGGGUCCAAAUAUCGUUGAUUCACCAGAGCGUAUUGAAGAGCGAGAAACUGAACUGGACGAUAAAGAUGAAUCCUAUUUUUCUGAAAUUAGAAAUUUCAUCGGAAAGGCGACGACAUUGAGUGGAAAUCCUGACAUUAAUCAAAAUUCUCUUUCUGUUGUUGAGCUUAAGCACAGGAUGGAGUUACUGCAGCAGGAAAAAAUGGCAGAGGAGAGCGAUGAAGAGAUUGAUCCUGUUUCUGAUGAUCAUGAUGCAAAAUCUGUGAAAUCUGAUGAAAGAGUUGACAUUGAAAUGGAAAACGAAACUUGUGAACCAAAUGUUAAAAAAGCCCGAAUGUCAGAUCAGAUAAUGAUUUCAUCAUACGCUAACAAUGAAGACCCUCUGCCAUUAUGUAAAAAGCCUGGAUUUGAAUUAAAAAGAGACUUUAGUCCGGUGAUGUGUUCAUAGAAAAAUUGAUGAGAAAGCUAGAUGUUAGUUCCUCUAGAUUGUAUUUCAUGUUAUUUUAUUCUGUAAAUACUCGGCUAUAUAUCUGCUGUAUUGUCAAUUUUGACAAAUAGUGUAAGAUUUUAUAUCUAAACUUAUAGGUGUGCUAUUAAACUAUGACUUGUUCAGUGUAAGAAGUAAUUUGUUAACCUUGACUUACGAUUAAGUUAGGGGCCACUGUAUACAUAAAAGGGCUAUGAUAGUUGAUUUUUUCAUUACUGUGUGGGAACUUUAUUUUGUACAGAAUGAUAGGGGCUUUUUUUUCAUAUAAUUUAUUUAGUAAAGACAUAAAUGCUGGUUAAAUGGGACCAACUUUUACAUAUUUAACUAUUUUUUUAUGGCUUUACUUCUGUUCUGCUUACCUCACAUUUAAAUGUGAAUUCUGUGUUUUUGUUAAAGAUAUUGAAAAAAUUUUAACGCAUUUAAAGGUGGUUCUUUGUUCAAUAUAUUAAAUAUUCAUUUUUGAGUGUAACCAAAUAUUUUGCUGAUGAAAUGAUGAAAAGCCUGCAUUAAAUGUUUUAUAAUAGUUGUAUAAAUGAAACUUCAAAUGUUCCUGGUAGAUAUGUAAUUGAUAUGAAGCUUGGAAGUAACAUUUAAAGAACUAUUUAUUACAAGGAAAUAACAAUAUAUGCAAAUGUAAUAUCUGUUUUCCAUGUGGCAUUUUGCAAGUACAGACAUUGAGUCUAAACAGUUAAUUAGUUAUUUUCAUUCAUGUCCAGAAAUACAUAAUUUGGUGCGAUUGCUACAAAAUUAAUUUACAAGACAAAAAUGUCUCUGAAAUCCGUUGUUUUAUAGCUAGACAAAUGUUUAAGGAUGUAUUCGGUAUGCAGAUCUUAAAAGUAACUGCUUGACUUGCAGUAAAAAAUAAUUUGCAGUAAAAAAUAAUAUCUUUUAAUGAAUGAAUUGUGAAAGACAAUUGUUUGCUGUAAAUUAUUUUGAAGGAUUGUCAUAGUUUUGUAGUAUAAUUAUGCUUUAAUGUGCUAUACCACAGUAUUAUAUUUUCUAACUAAAAUGCUCUUUCUUGGUGAUACUAAGAUUGUAGUCCAAUUAUUAUAAUUGUCUAGAAUACCUGUUUAAAUCUAUUGUCUUGCUUGGGUCAUUGAUCUUUGACUCUAAGUGUAGACUGUAAAUGUUUUAGUUCAGUUCCUAAGACCUGUAGACCAGUAGUCACUUGCCCUGUUAAUAUUAUCAAGCAAAAUAUAUUAUUGCAAAAAAAAUGAUCUAAUUUUAUUUAUCCUAUACAUUGAAUCUCAGUCUAUGUACUUGUGGUAUAAUUAUUUACAAUUUCUUGCCAUAGCGGUUGGAAAGAAUCUCGUAUUCAGUAUAGGUAUUAUCGUAGCUUUCUGUAAUCUGUAGAGUUCCUUCGAAUAAUGAAAUAUAACAUUAAAAAAACUAAAAAUUUAAUUGUAUAUUUAUUGAAGUUUAAAUACAGGUAAAAAAGGUAUCUUUUUACAUUUUAUUUAAUUGCAUUAGUUCUGUUCUAGUCAUUACCGUGAACCAAAGAUAGUUAUCUCAGGCUGAUUUAACUUUUUGUAAGCAAAACAUUUUGUAACCACGGGCCUUGUGCUGAGUUUGUAGGCCAGCUUUGGCUUGUGGAAGGUUGGUAGUAUUAUACAGGUGCCUACCCAAAUUUGAAAUAAUGGGUAGAGGGGUAUGUUAGGAAUUCUUCCAUCAUAUGGUCUUUUAUUUUCCAUCGAUUCAUAACUUGACUACUAACAAAAUCAUUUUGUUUUACAAAAUUUAUCUACCAGAAUAUUUAGAAAAAAUCAUCACUAAAUGUGAGUCAUUAAAUUAAAUAGACAGAAAUGUUAUCCAAUCGGAUCAUUGAACGAAAUUGACGCUAAUUUUGGCUAAUUUACAGUAUUAUAAUUUACCAGAACUUCCUGUUAGAUAAAUGUUAUAUUAUGAAUAUAUAUAAAUAUGAUGACAAUUAAAUGAGCUGUUGUAAUUAUAGACAAUUAUAUGUAAAUUGAAGUAUAUUUGGGACAAUCAUUGAAAGUAUUAUGUACUGUAUAUAACAUGAAGUUAAGUUGUUAAUUAUGGAAUUAAUGUCAUUCAGAAACAAAGGCGUAAUGUUACUAUGAUAAUUAACCGGAACUGUCAUGACAAGCAAUUUUUUCCAGUCCGGUAAAAUUACUAGAAAAAAGUUCAUUGUUAGUUUGUUUCCUGAAUGAGAGGAGCUUUACUCUUUCCCUGCUAAAUUUCUAUAAUGAACUUGUCCAUCUUUCAAUUUGGACAGAAUCAGUAACUGUUUAUAGGGGUGCUUACCAAAAACAUACUGACUGAAUAGUGAACAGUGCUGAUCUUGACCAGACUGCAUGGAUGUGCAGGCUGAUCAAGAUCUACACUGGUCGCAAAGGCAGAAACAAUUGUGUCCGGCAUAAUAAGAGUUAAAAAACAAUACUAGUUUUUUUUUCACAAGGUAAAAUGUAAUGGUUUAAAAAUGUGAAAAUGCAGGGAAUACUACAGACAUUUGGCACAUCAGUUUGUGUCUCUGUUGUGGAAACUUUGGUUGUUUUCAUGUCUUUAUGAUUUCUAAAAUAUGGACUUUUGUUGCAAACAAAAUGGGACCACCCUUAUUCAUAGGGAAUAUUGUGUGUGUAUUUUUUUUAUGAAUUCCAUGUAAAUAAUGAAGAAUCUGACCAAAGUACGUAUAUAGACAAAAUUAUUUAUAUGUAUAUACUGAUGCCUGUAUUAUAUCUAUAUAUAUAUACACAUAUACAAAUAUAUAUAUAUAUAUUCUGAAGUGUGAAAAUUAGACUGUAGUGUAUAUUGCAUUGUUAUGAUUAUAUUAAACUGUACAACUAUAUAGCCAAAAAGGGAUGUAUUUUUGUCAUAAUUUGAUUAUUUCUUUUUUAUAUCCCAUGUAUUUUCAAAAUAGUUUUUUUUUUCUAACUGCCCAAUGAAAAACCUGCUUGUAUUAUGAUAUAUAAGGCUUUGUUAUACUUAUGCUGAUUGGUGCUUUCAUUUGUUUGGUUUUUUCAUAGUUUUAAUUUAAAACCCUACCUUAUAUAUACCGUAUUGUAACAAUUUUUAAGUGCAGUUGUCUUGCCAGCUGUAUUUACCUCAGAUUUUACAAACUUUUUUCCUCACCUAAAGGGAAGUAAAUCACUGAUGAUUUGCAAACUGCUAAUAAAGUAUGACUGUAGUUACAUCCCUUUAUAGAGAUAGUUGCUUUCUUUUACUAGAUUGUGGACCAAAUAAAAAUUACAUUCCCUUUAAGAAGUAAGGAUUACAACAUCAGAUUAAAUUGGUUACUUAGUUGUGAUUUUUUUAGAAAUUUGAUCUUCAAAUUACAUGCAUGUUUUUCCUUAUGUUAACUUAGUAUGCCAUUUGACUAAAUGCAACAGCAUUAAUUUGUUUGCAAGUAUGUAUUGCCACUUUGUUGAAUAAGCUGACAUGGUGAAAUAGAAACUGACUUAUCAUGUAUUCUAACAAAAUGCAUAUGGUUGUAUAGCUUUAAAAAGUGUGAUUAUUUCCAAAUCUGUUUCUGUUGUUUUGAGGCAACCUGUCUCCGUGUGAUGAAAUAAAAUGUGCUUUCUUGAUAAAA
This is a messenger RNA of Mercenaria mercenaria, 6785 nucleotides long. RefSeq names its product MDS1 and EVI1 complex locus protein EVI1-B-like. Gene Ontology annotation, molecular function: RNA polymerase II cis-regulatory region sequence-specific DNA binding; DNA-binding transcription activator activity, RNA polymerase II-specific. Lineage: Eukaryota; Metazoa; Mollusca; Bivalvia; Venerida; Veneridae. The coding region runs from base 842 to 3199 and encodes 785 amino acids. The record is from RefSeq and is a predicted model, not a curated record. The transcript is spliced from 4 exons. Gene Ontology annotation, cellular component: nucleus. Gene Ontology annotation, biological process: regulation of transcription by RNA polymerase II.